Neolamprologus brichardi is the source of this 1229-nucleotide messenger RNA. RefSeq lists its product as uncharacterized. The record is from RefSeq and is a predicted model, not a curated record. NCBI's taxonomy places the organism in Eukaryota, Metazoa, Chordata, Actinopteri, Cichliformes, Cichlidae.
CAGCAGGAGAAAGGAAAUACAACAUAAUUACUGAGUAAAAGAAAGUGAAAUACCGUGAGCCCACUCAGAUUUCCAGAAAGUGUGGCAGCAUUUAAGGAUCAGCCGUAAAAUGUAAGCACAAACUCUUAGGAGAAGUGAUGAACGGCAGACAAAAACACCGUUAAACACAUCCUUACAGUCAGACAUGUAUACCUGUCUCCUCGGCGUCAUCAGCUUCGUCUAUGUCUUCCAUGCUGGUCUCUGUGCUGAAGAAUGCCAGCUUAGUAUUUUGGCAAAACGUGAGAUGUAUUAUGUGCCAGAAGGGGGCAUCUUGUCAUUGUCCUGUGUAGUUCAUCACUGUGGAAACAACUGGACCGGUGCCUGGAUGUGGGAAAAUUCAACAUAUGAUUUUAGGAAGCCUGUGAAGGAAAGCGAGAGACACCAUUUGACCAACAAGACAAUUUCAGCCAGUCAGACAAAGCUAUUCUUAAACAUCCAGAGUGUCAACCAGUCGGAUGAAGGUUCCUAUGGAUGCAUGGUUGUUUGGGAUACAGGUGUAAGUGAAAAUGGACAUCGCACGCACGUGAACAUUACCGCAGCUCUCAUCACAGGUCCCUCUCCAAGGAAACUCCUGCACAGGGUUUUGAUCUGUGCUUGUGCAUUACUCUGCCUUCCCAUCAUCCUGGAAUUGGCUCGCUGUCUGAGCUCAGAGGUCAAACCACAGCCACUUCCCAGGGCACAGGUCAUAUAUGAAGUUCCAUACCCAGCCCAACAAACCAUCUCGGCUCCACAACCUCCACCUCGAUGCCCGGUACCACAGAAAUGCAAAACAUCCCCUCCCAAAGUUCCACCUAAAGUCAAGAGGAAGCCAGAAGUGAUGUAUGCAGUGAUUUCACAAGGUGCACUGAAGCAGCAGGGAGCCACGAGACAACCUGCCCAUUCUGCAACUGUCUACUCAUCCCUCAAAUUUGACAACCACUAAUGGAGUUACGCAUUAUUUUUAUGAAUUAAAUCAUAAAGUUAUAUCAUUUUAUAUAUACAUCUUUACAAAACACUGAAUGUGGUAGCUGCCACUAUUUGUGUUUUUUGUUUUUGUUUUUUGCAAACUGCAUCUUUGAUACAACCUUGAUACUCUGUAUUUUGUGAAGUCUUUAAAGUGACAGUUUACCACAGAAUCAAACACAAGUUUUUCCCUCUGGCCCAUAUUUGCUAUUUUUCCAUCUAGAUUUUUUUUGUGGGGGGAGGGUGUG